AUGUCUCGAUCUGGUACCACCCUCUAUGUCACUGGCUUCGGUCAUGGCACUCGUGCCCGUGACCUAGCCUACGAAUUCGAACACUACGGCCGUCUGGUCAGAUGCGACAUUCCUGCGCCUCGAACUGCAUCAAGCCGAUUGUUUGCAUUCGUCGAAUACGAAAGCCGUCGAGACGCAGAUGAUGCCUACCAUGAGAUGCACAACAAGCGAAUUGGUCGAGAUGAUCUCUUGAAGAUUGAGUGGGCUCGAACUCCUCCAUCUGCUACCUGGAGAUACGAAGCUGGCCGUGGUCGUGAUCGUCGUGAUCGAACCCCACCACGCCGCAGCGCCCGUUCUCCAUCUCCUCGACGCCGUGAUUAUUCGCCACGAAAGGAUGAUCGACGAGAACGGGACCGUGAUCGAGAACGUGACCGCGACCGGGACUACGAUGACCGCCGCCGAUCCCGCAGCCCGGCUGAUAGAGACCGUGACCGCGACAUGAAGGAUGAUCGAGACCGCCGCGACGAUGACCGUGCCGCCGGUGCCAACGGUGACGACCGCAAAGCUCUGGACUCCCCUCCUCCGGCUCAUGACGAGCUCGACACCGCUGAGUAA
Messenger RNA from Rhinocladiella mackenziei CBS 650.93, 594 nucleotides. RefSeq lists its product as uncharacterized. The record is from RefSeq and is a predicted model, not a curated record. The coding region runs from base 1 to 594 and encodes 197 amino acids. Gene Ontology annotation, molecular function: RNA binding. Gene Ontology annotation, cellular component: nuclear speck. Lineage: Eukaryota; Fungi; Ascomycota; Eurotiomycetes; Chaetothyriales; Herpotrichiellaceae. The transcript is spliced from 4 exons. Gene Ontology annotation, biological process: mRNA splicing, via spliceosome.